This is a messenger RNA of Cyanistes caeruleus (blue tit), 5092 nucleotides long. The record is from RefSeq and is a predicted model, not a curated record. NCBI's taxonomy places the organism in Eukaryota, Metazoa, Chordata, Aves, Passeriformes, Paridae.
AUGUGCCAGUCUCGCCUUCGGGCUGCGUUCCUGCUCUUACCACUGGUUCUAAAAACUGCACGUGUCAUUUCAGGUUUGCCUGAGUCCAUUAUUGCAGCAGCAUGUGCCAGAAGUGGCCAGAGAGUUCUUCAUGUGGAUUCGAGAAAUUACUAUGGUGGAAAUUGGGCCAGCUUUAGUUUUUCAGGAUUAUUGUCCUGGAUUAAAGAAAAUCAGCAAAAGACAGAUUUCGGUGAUGAAUGUGACGACUGGAGAAAACUGAUCCUUGAGGAUGAAGAAGCAAUUCCUCUUAGCAGCAAGGAUAAAACUAUUCAACAUGUUGAAGAUUUCUGUUUUGGAGAUCAGGAUUCAGCUGAAGGUGUUGAAGAAGCUGGUGCACUGCCAAAGCUGCCUGUGUUUGGAGCCCCUGCUGCCCAGGGGGUUUCUCCAGGGUCGGAGAAGGAGAGUCCAGCAGUGGAGGGGAUUUCUCUGGGAUCAGAGGAGAGUCCAGCAGCAGAGGGGCUUUCUCCAGGGUCAGAGGAAGAGAAUCCAGCAGUGGAGAACCCCGGAGAGGAGCCACUGACCCCAGAGCCAGAGCAGGCCCCGAGCACUGAGACAGCUCCAGGGGACGGGGCAGGAGCGGCCCCUGGCAGUGGAACUGCUCCCAGCACGGCUUCAGGAGAAUCCGCUCCGGAACCGGCAGAGACGGAAGCUGCACCCUCUGAAAGUGCUGCCCAAGAACCAAAGAAAAUCACCUAUUCCCAAAUUGUCAGAGAAGGCAGAAGGUUUAAUAUUGAUUUAGUUUCUAAGUUGCUUUAUUCCCGGGGCCUGUUAAUUGACCUCCUCAUUAAGUCCAACGUGAGCAGAUACGCUGAGUUCAAAAACGCCACACGAGUUCUCGCCUUCCGAGAAGGGAAAGUGGAACAGGUGCCUUGUUCUAGAGCAGAUGUCUUCAACAGCAGACAGCUCACCAUGGUGGAGAAGAGAAUGCUCAUGAAAUUUCUGACAUUCUGUUUGGACUAUGAGGAGCACCCCGAGGAAUACCAAGACUACGAGAGCAGCACGUUUGCUCAGUUCCUGCAGACACGGAAGCUGACCCCCAGCUUGCAGCACUUCAUCCUUCACUCCAUUGCAAUGGUGUCAGAGACUGAGAGCAGCACUCUGGAAGGUCUUCAGGCAACAAAAAAAUUCCUGCAGUGCCUUGGCCGCUAUGGCAACACCCCGUUCUUGUUCCCUCUGUAUGGGCAAGGAGAGAUCCCACAGUGCUUCUGCAGGCUGUGUGCUGUGUUUGGGGGGAUCUACUGCCUCCGUCACGCCGUGCGCUGCCUGGUGCUGGACAGAGCCUCGGGACGGUGCAAAGCUAUUGUGGAUCAUUUUGGACAAAGAAUAAGUGCCAACUAUUUUAUUGUGGAAGACAGUUACCUCACAGAGAGCACAUGCACAAAUGUGUGUUACAGGCAGAUCUCCAGGGCAGUGCUCAUUACAGAUCAGUCUGUAUUGAAUACAGACUCAGAGCAGCAGGUUUCCAUUCUGACAGUGCCUCCCCUGGAAGUGGGCAGGGCAGCAGUUCGUGUCAUUGAGUUGUGCUCCUCCACCAUGACGUGCAUGAAGGACAGCUAUUUAGUCCAUCUAACCUGUCCAUCAACUAAAACUGCAAGGGAAGAUUUAGAGCCUGUUGUACAGAAGUUAUUCAAUCUCAAUACAGCAAAAGAGACUGAAAAUGAAGAACUGGAGAAACCCAGGGUCCUCUGGGCAGUCUACUUCAACAUGAGGGAUUCUUCAGGAGUUGAGAAGAGUUCCUAUGCUGGGUUGCCCUCCAACGUUUAUGUCUGCUCUGGGCCAGACGCUGCUUUAGGAAACGACUGUGCUGUCAAACAGGCUGAGACUAUUUUCCGAGAAAUGUUUCCAACAGAGGAAUUUUGCCCCCCACCACCGAAUCCAGAAGAUAUUAUUUAUGAUGAAGAUGAGAUUGAGCCAGAAGAGGCUGGAUUGAAUAAUUCACCAGAGACAAAGCCUGACUCCCCAGCUGAGGAGAAUGAAUCUGUAGGACUGCUGGUGGUUACUGCUCCUGUGGAGGCAUUUUCAGCCAUGAAGCUGCUUCGUCUGCUUUUUCUUGUGAUGAUGAUGCUUAGGACCAUUUGACAGGUAAUCAUUAGAACUUGGAUCCUUGCAGACUAUGGGGUCUUUUAUCCCAUCAUUUCAGGGGGAUUUAUGUGGGCAACUCCUAUUAAUGUUAAUGGGACUUGCAUGUGUAAAUCCUCCUUGCAUCAAUGGGAAAAUUGACCCCUGAAACAAAAUAUCUGCGUGUUAGACUUGCUGAUUCAGAAACAUCCAGGCACUGCCAGCUCCCAUGUGGAAAUGUGCUGGAACAUCUGCUGUUUCACUGGAUUGCUCUGGGGGAGUUUUCAGGAUUUUCUCACUUACAUUGUAUUUUAUAUUUUCCAUAGACUGAAUCUUGUCAGAGUUCCUCCAGUGAUUUUCUUUGUGUAGAUGGGAAAUGCAAUUUCCCAUUCCACACUGAGCAGGUUGCACAGCUCCUUGGAUUUGAUCUCAUUUUAUUUUAGCCCCCUCUCUCUUCCCUCUAAAUCUUUUUGCUUCAGCAGUGUGAGUUGCAACAGCUUAAUUUCAAGAAUAAUUUGCUAGUGAUGUAUUGAUUAAUGGCAAGUCAGAAGUAUUAAUGUACUGUUUUCACACAAUGAGAGACUGGGUCACUUACAAUCCAUAAUCUCUUCUGGAGAAAGGGUAAAACUAAUUUCCUCAACACUCCUGUGUGUGCUUCAAUACCUUGGCAGUACAAAUGAGAAUGUAUUUUAUCUGUGGAUAAGUUUACUCAUAGUGUAUUGUGUGUGGUGUCAUUUACUCAGUUACUUCUGUAGAUAUUUUAUAUAAUCUCUGCAGUGCAUUUUCAGUAGCAAGUCAUCCCUUGGAUGUAAAAAGUCUGGUGUAAACUGCUCCAGAGAUCUCUCCUGGCUUUUCUGCCAUAGUGAGUGCUCUCUUCAUCCAUUAAUUAUUGAAAAGCUCUGCAGAUUCUGGUGGGUCAUCUUCUGUUCAUGUUCCUUUUUUAAUUAUUUCUGAUGAUUUUGUGCCUGCCAUUAAUACAGUUGCUAAUUUUUCAGCAAGGGGAACAAUUUGCUGAGAUCACAUCAUGAAACAGUUGAUCUGUGUGUGUGUAUCUACAAUUCCUAACAAUUCUUUUCCAAUGGAUGUAUAUAUGAGCCUUGUAUGACAAUAUUAAUGAUUCACAGAAGUUUAUCACUUAAACUUUUGCAGAAACCAUCCACUAUAGAAUAUCCAAAUGUUAGAACUACCUGUGUUGCCAGAAUUAUCAAAAAUAUGUGUGGGAGUUGUGGUGGCAGAGCAAUUGCCUGCAUUCCUGGGGUAAGCAGUAGUGCCAACUAUCUGUGGCAAGAUGUAGAAGUGGUUGUGACAUUGAAGCUCAAGACACUGAUGUAAAACAUUCAUUUAUUGCAACCCAAUUUAAUAGUGAGCUUGCUGCAGUGAUCAGAUGGAAAGCUUAGCUUAGGUGUGUGAUUUCAAGAACUUUUCUAAUGUGACCAAAAGUUGCCGUAGAAGGAUUCUUUGAGCUGCAGAGGUGAGUGGUAGGAAAUGGUCAGCCAUGUGGAAUUCAUGUUGUCAGCCUCAUCUCCAGCAACAAAACAACUCGUGGAAACAGAGCUUAUUAGCAAUUCCACCAUUAUGUUUAUUUACAGGCUGCCAGUUCCUGUUUGUAAGAGUGAAUGGUUCUUCAAAAUCUGGUUGGAGAGCCUGGCAGGAAUGUUGUAAAUCUCACUGACAUCUGAGAUUUAGAAAGUUGACAGUGAAGUAUCAGGAAGAUGCAGUUGUUGGCUGCAUGGGAGUUCUGAUCAGAGGGGACUUUAAUAGAAAAUACUCUUCCUGUCACAAUUCCAACAGACAAUUUAUUUUACGCUACUUGCAUACAUUGACAAAAGAGAUGGAAAGUAGCAGCCUGAGUGUAUAUCAGACCCAGAUGGAUUUGACUAAACAAUUCAGGAAGUCUCAGAACACCCACAUUUCUAGAUGGAGAUUUUCAGGCUCUCAUACUUCCUUCUGAAGUGCUACCCCGUAGUUCACUGUAAUUUUGGGUCUCUGGAGAAGGCCUUGGUGCGGUUCCUACAUUCUGUAGGUUAACACUUGAGGAACUGGAGUGGGCCAAGCCUGUGGGCCUCCAUCUGCCCUCUGAAACAGCGCAGGCUUCUCUGCUGGCAGGAGAGCAGCUGGCAUCAAACAGAUGCACCUUUGGCCUUUUGAGGUGCUUUUGUGCUGCUCCAGCUGCAGGAGCUGUGUCUCACUCUGGGGUGAGCGUGAAGCUGCUCUGGGAAAUGCUCUCCUGGGAGUGGCUCCUGGCUGGCUCUCAGAGCUCGGUCAGUAAUGAGGGAACAUCUGGGUAAUGCUGUACCUGCAGCUCACCAGCACCUCAAAACCAGUGAACAAACCAUAAACCAGCCUGGGUUUUGCUGCUGAGCUGGUAAUUGUACCUGCUGAUGGCUAGAGGGAGGAACAAGAUUGUAAUCACUGGAAGUUUGAGUCUGAGAAAGGAUACGAGAGUCUUCUCUGAAAAACCAAACUUGAAUUUAAAAUCCCAGAUCCAAACCCUCCUGGGCUGUUUUAGACUGUGUGCAUAAGAAACUCAGUAAUGGCUAAUGUGGAAUUCUGCAUCUUUUCUGCCUCAAACCCAGCGUAUUUCUGGAGCUCACCCAGGGGAAAACCAUUUAAUCACAAUGUGAGAGCAGCUGUCAGCCCAAUGCCACCAAAGAGCUCCCUGCUCUGGGAACUUCUCCCUGGCCUGAAAGUCCCUGCAGGUCAUGGUUGAUUCCUUUGUUGUGAAUGAAUUAUCCAGUGAAUUCAGCCUUUUUUUUCUUGUGCAAAAAUUUGUGUAAGCCCCAGCUAAGUACCUUCAGUGAAUCAUUUUUAGAAAGUAGAUUAUCCAGGGAGAAUCCACUAUGGGAUUCUUACAGCAAUUUAUUAACUUAAAUCAUGAGGUAUUUUCCUGCUCCAUAUUUGGAUGGUGAAAUAAUGCAUAAUAAUGAAUGCACCACUUUUAAAAUCACAUCAGACAUCUUUAAAAAAGAAAAAAUGGCUUUAUGAAAAAUAUUAA